AAGUCAAAGGCAAAGACAGAUGGAAAGCAAGUUCCACGAACUACUCCGAUCUUAAUUACCGAUGGGCAUUUGCCGAGGAUCCAAGCCUUCGCGGGUAAGAAGUCACAUCUUCACUCCGCUCAACUCACUUACGCAUUUGUAGUUCAUAGCUGGGCUCCGCCGAACUCUGGUGAAGUGUGCUUCCGUGGGUACCACGUUUUCAAUCAGAAGACAGCAGGCAAAAGGGCUUUUCACUAUACUUAUAUGGGGAACUCUUUCAGUGCUAACCCCGUGCGGUUACUUACUACCUUCCUCGGAAAAGAAGAAACAUCACUUUGA
Molecule: messenger RNA, 318 nt
Organism: Ilex paraguariensis (yerba mate)
Lineage: Eukaryota; Viridiplantae; Streptophyta; Magnoliopsida; Aquifoliales; Aquifoliaceae
Source: the annotation of a GenBank genome assembly